Messenger RNA from Melanaphis sacchari, 450 nucleotides. RefSeq lists its product as uncharacterized. Gene Ontology annotation, cellular component: nucleus. The transcript has 2 exons. NCBI's taxonomy places the organism in Eukaryota, Metazoa, Arthropoda, Insecta, Hemiptera, Aphididae. The coding region runs from base 1 to 450 and encodes 149 amino acids. The record is from RefSeq and is a predicted model, not a curated record.
AUGAAUAACGUAAACAAAAAAUAUAAAGGGAAAUCAGUAUCAGCAGAACAAAAAAUCGCGUUGGUUGAAUUUAUGGAAGCUCACCCUGAACUUCAAAAAGGGAAAUUUAGUCCAAAUUUUACUCAUAAACAGGCAAAUUAUCUUUGGAAUGAUAUUAGUUUGGAACUUAAUACUAUGAUUGGUGCGAAUAAAAAUGCAGAAAAAUGGAGAAAAUGUUGGAUAGAUAUGAAGUCCAAUACAAAGACUAAAAACGUCCAAUUAAAAAAAAGUCAAAUGAAAACUGGUGGAGGAGAAACAAAUAAUCUAUUUAGUUUAGAGCCAUUAGAUAAAAAAAUUUCAAGCAUCAUUGGUGAUGUUUCAAUCUUUGGACAAUCACAAACAGCUGAGCCAACUGUCAAUUUUGAAGGCUAUAAUUGUGUAGUUAUUGGUUCAGAAAAUAUCGAUCAGUAA